GGCCCUAGCUGGCCUGUCGGCCUGUCUGUCACAGGGCAGUCAAAGCCACCGUGACCGUUUGCAGGCACCAACUUCUGUCCUUGGCUCAGAAACAGCGCCUGCCCCCACGUGGCCUUGGUUGAACCUAGGACCUGCAGGGCCAGAGAGAUCGCACUGGAGUCUGAAGGAAGGGUGACAGAGCGAGCCCCAUUCUGGAAGCUGUCGGUCCCAGGGCGCUGGGGAGGGCUGAGGCCGACCAUGCCGAGUCUGUUGCUGCUGUUCACGGCUGCUCUGCUCUCCAGCUGGGCCCAACUUCUGACAGACGCCAGCUCCUGGUGGUCCUUAGCUAUGAACCCGGUGCAGAGACCCGAGAUGUUCAUCAUCGGCGCCCAGCCUGUGUGUAGUCAGCUUCCCGGGCUCUCCCCUGGCCAGAGGAAGCUGUGCCAAUUGUACCAGGAGCACAUGGCCUACAUAGGAGAGGGAGCCAAGACGGGCAUCAAGGAAUGUCAGCACCAGUUCCGGCAGCGGCGGUGGAACUGCAGCACCGUGGACAACACGUCUGUCUUUGGGAGAGUCAUGCAGAUAGGUAGCCGAGAGACCGCCUUCACCUACGCCGUGAGCGCAGCAGGGGUGGUCAACGCCAUCAGCCGGGCUUGUCGCGAGGGCGAGCUUUCUACCUGCGGCUGCAGCCGGACAGCGCGGCCCAAGGACCUGCCCAGAGACUGGCUGUGGGGUGGCUGUGGGGACAAUGUGGAGUACGGCUACCGCUUUGCCAAGGAGUUUGUGGAUGCCCGGGAGCGGGAGAAGAAUUUUGCCAAGGGAUCGGAGGAGCAGGGCCGAGUGCUCAUGAACCUGCAGAACAACGAGGCUGGCCGAAGGGCCGUGUACAAGAUGGCAGACGUCGCCUGCAAAUGCCACGGCGUCUCGGGCUCCUGCAGCCUCAAGACCUGCUGGCUGCAGCUGGCCGAGUUCCGCAAGGUGGGGGACCGGCUGAAGGAGAAGUAUGACAGCGCAGCCGCCAUGCGCGUCACCCGCAAGGGCCGGCUGGAGCUGGUCAACAGCCGCUUCACCCAGCCCACCCCGGAGGACCUGGUCUACGUGGACCCCAGCCCAGACUACUGCCUGCGCAACCAGAGCACGGGCUCACUGGGCACGCAGGGCCGCCUGUGCAACAAGACCUCGGAGGGCAUGGACGGCUGCGAGCUCAUGUGCUGCGGCCGCGGCUACGACCAGUUCAAGAGCGUGCAGGUGGAACGCUGCCACUGCAAGUUCCACUGGUGCUGCUUUGUCAAGUGCAAGAAGUGCACCGAGGUCGUGGACCAGUAUGUCUGCAAAUAGCCUCCGGGGCCUGCGGCCUGGGCCCUCCGCUCUGCCUCACUAGAGUCUAUAUUAUAUAAAUCUAUAUAAAUCUAUUUUAUAUGUGUACAAACAAAUGAAUGGAUGCUAAAUAACGAGAAGAUACAAAUGGAAAGGAGAAGCUUAUUUAAGGGACGCUGGAGCUCUCUGAGCAGUGGACUCGGCUGGGUCGCUCCUCCCAGGGGGUGGGAGGCGGGCUCUCUUCUCUCCCUCCGGCGGGGACUCUCAGGAUACAGGGACUUGGAAAUGUUUACUGUCUGUCCACCACGGCCUCGAGGAGGGAGGAGGUGGUUGGAGGGAGGAGAUAUUUUGUCUGGAAGUCUGGAGUCUCUGUUGGUUAGAUGACUGCCUGUGACCCCGGCUACCAGGCCACGAGGCCCUGCAGAAGGUGGCAGGAACUCAGCUUCAACCCUGAUGUCUUCAGGGUCUUUCCUGGAAUGCACAUUGGUUCAGGAAGAGGUCCAGCGCUUCCUCACUCUUUCAUGCAUGUGCACACUUGCAGAAUCCACGGUUACAGCAAUGGCUCCUCCCCCAAACCGAAGAGAGGUCCGAUGUCAUCCCUGACCUGGUGACCACAAAGGGAUCUGCACUUUCCCUGAACUCCAGGCUUGUCUUUCCAGCGAGAUGAUCCUUCCUCCAUGGUUCGCUGGCUCCUGCCCCGGGCGCCCUGUGUGGAGAGGAAGAGGGGUCAUUGGACCUGACAUGUCAGGCGGGACAUGAGCUGAAUGUUUGCGCCUGGGCUGCAGAAGCCCCCGUGCAUGACCGGGCUGCGUGGACAUUGCACGGACCUCCCACCUGGGGAGGAAAGCUUGUGCUGCUGCUGCUGUCACUCCCAUCGAGGGAGGCUUCACAAACCACAGGCUGCGUCGACGGGUCGGGCUGUCUGGCCUGGCCUGCUCUCUUCAUCUCUGCCCCAGGUGUACAGUUUCUCUCUGACAUUAAAUACACUUCACGGA
Molecule: messenger RNA, 2291 nt
Organism: Carlito syrichta (Philippine tarsier)
Lineage: Eukaryota; Metazoa; Chordata; Mammalia; Primates; Tarsiidae
Gene: WNT5B
Product: Wnt family member 5B
Exons: 5
Coding region: 238-1317 (359 amino acids)
Biological process (GO): canonical Wnt signaling pathway; multicellular organism development; neuron differentiation
Cellular component (GO): extracellular region
Molecular function (GO): frizzled binding; cytokine activity
Source: RefSeq, a predicted model, not a curated record